Phytophthora sojae is the source of this 1149-nucleotide messenger RNA. RefSeq lists its product as hypothetical. NCBI's taxonomy places the organism in Eukaryota, Oomycota, Peronosporomycetes, Peronosporales, Peronosporaceae. The transcript is spliced from 5 exons. The record is from RefSeq and is a predicted model, not a curated record. The coding region runs from base 1 to 1149 and encodes 382 amino acids.
AUGUCGGCGGGCCUGCCUCACCGAGCUGAGCCGAGCUGGCUAUGCUUCCAGGGCGGUUGCCGGCGGCCGGAGCAGUGCGGGUCGGCGCGAAACCCUCGCGGCGGCAAGCUUCAAGCGCUUUGGCGGGGCCGCCUCAUGCUGCCCUCGCCUCGGUCUCGUGCAGAGACCGCCGUGGGAUACUGGCGACGGCGACCGAUACAGCUGCGGCGCGGACCUUCUGCCGGGCGCGGCGAGUUAUACGUCCUGGCGUGCGAUUGCCAAAACGGGCGUGGGUUCGGAUCGCUGUGCGCCAAGAAGCUUUACAGUCAUCGCGCGGCUCGUACUGCCGGCCCGCCGCACGCUAUGAUAGUCCACCGACGUCGGUUAACCAAGGAUAUUGCGCGCGUGUCCUGCAAAGUGCUGCCGCUGCGCCCGACACGCCGGCAAGCGAAACGCUGCCGGUGGCGCCGCCGCCGACACACCGGCCUGAGUUGGAAUAUCAGGCCGCCGGUUGAAGAGAGCAGGCAUUGGACUGCUCACAUUGACGCCGCUGCACUGGGGCUGGGCCGGACCCCCCUGCUCUGCGUGCAGCGCCACUGGAGGGACCGAGCGCAGAGCCCGCGCGCCGCGCAGAGCAUGGCGGGGGCUCCGAAGGUGCUGGAGGACACUCGCGUCGGUCCAAGGCUCGGGCGGCGCUCCCAGAUGGCGACAGUCCUCAGCUGCGGAGCUUCGCGGCGAUCCAUAGAGCUUCGGACACCAUCGAGCACGACGGGUAUCAUCAUCAGCUCGUACCUGCCUGCCAGUCUGCAUCGCCUCCUGCCUUCCUUCCAUCCAGCGGCCUCCGGAGCGGACAUGGACGCCCCGCUGGUGUCCGCGUCGCGCCCGCUGCUGCAAAGCACGGCUUUCCCGAGGGCAGAGAAACGAGAAGUGUCUGUGUCUCUGUACCCGUGGUUCUGCAAGCAGCAAGCAGCGCUCGCCACUUCACAGGAAGCGGUGAUCGCGCUGCGCCCGCGAGUCGCCGCGUCAUCUCGCCGCGUCAUCUCGCCGCGUCAUCUCGCUGCUCGCAGUGGGAUCUCAGGCGAAACCGCCGUGGCGCCUCUGAUUUCGUCGGGACUGCUGGUCCUCGCGAACGCGAACGCGAACGCGAACGCGAGUCGAGUCGAAGCCUGA